Truncatella angustata is the source of this 505-nucleotide messenger RNA. RefSeq lists its product as uncharacterized. The coding region runs from base 177 to 497 and encodes 106 amino acids. Lineage: Eukaryota; Fungi; Ascomycota; Sordariomycetes; Amphisphaeriales; Sporocadaceae. The transcript has a single exon. The record is from RefSeq and is a predicted model, not a curated record.
CCGCUGACUUCACCACUUUCGGUGCCGAUCUGUACACCAUCACCAACGGCCCCCAAAGUCUUUUACUCCAGUGAGACAAUCUCCUUUAUCACCCUUAGUCUUUGCAAGAUCAUGGCCCUGUGAUUGUAUCUCAUAGUCUUUCCAAACCAGGAAUUUUGAUUUGCCGCACAUGCUUCAUGAGCUAUAUUUGUUAUAUUUACUAUUGUGGCCCUGUCCCUUCAGUUCAUUUACUGUCUCCCGUUCUUAUCGGUCUGAAAAAGUUGGACGUGUCACUUCUGCACCUACAAAUGUGUCAGUAUCAAGCUGAUGACCAUCACGGUUGCGAUCAACUUGAUUCGCCAGAAUGUCGUUAUAUUAUCACUGCUUUGGCCUUUGCUGAAAAGUUCAACAUGUUCAGGAGGAAGAGGAUCAACAUCACUUUCGUGUUCAGUCUAGGCCUAUUUGUGGUCAUCGCAAGCUGCAUUUGCCUUGAGUUUAUUGUAAUUAUGGCGAGAUAAACCAACAC